GCAUGUGCUCAUGUUAUGGGCCGAGCACAUGCGCCGAUCGUGUCGAUUGAAAGUUCUUCACGAGGAACAGGACUUGCUCGUCUUUAUUCCGCACCAUUUCGCUCUUGGACGCCAGAUUCUGUAUGCAUCAUAGUUUAAAGAGUCCAGUUUGCGCUCAACUAGAAUGUGUGAAGUCGGGUUCUUCGAGGGGCCCGAGAAACUCUUGGAGAUCUGGUGGCGGCCGACGUUGGCAACUGAAUCCAUCUUGAGAAACAGAGGGAAAUGCAACAACAUGGCGAAGAAAGGAGAUCUAAGAGAAAUUCCCCGACAAAAAUGGGAAAAGAUUCUCCAGCUCGUCAACUGCCAGAUAAUCAGCGAGAAAAGAAAUGAGGACAUGAUUUCUUAUCUCCUCAGGUCAUCACUCCACUGUCGUAAUCAUGCUAUGUGUGAACUGAUACCUACCCUGUUGUUACCUAGUGAAAGUAGCAUGUUCAUAUCAAAGGAGCGCAUUAUUCUAAAGACAUGCGGAACAACCACCCUCUUGUACUCCAUCAAGCCUUUGCUCAACCUGGCGGCCGAAGAGUGCGGACUCACCAUAGUCCAGGAUCUCUUCUACUCACGGAUGAACUACCUGAAGCCAGACAUGCAGAAAGACCUUCACCGAUCCUUUGAGAAAGAAGUCCAAUGGCUAGAUAAGCUCUUUGCUAAUGGUGCGGCAUAUUCUCUUGGACGUGUGAAUGGAGAUAGCUGGUAUUUUUACACCCUUCGUCAGCAAGGUGUGGAACAGCCAGACCAAACACUUGAGAUUUUGAUGCAAGAUUUGGAUCCUAAUGUCAUGAAGGCAUUUUACACAGGACAGUAUGCCAACGUGUCAGAGGUUACAAAGGCCACUGGGAUUGCUGACUUCAUUCCCGGUGCCAUCAUUGACGACUUUCUUUUUGACCCAUGUGGCUAUUCCAUGAAUGGUCUGUUUGGGGUCUCUUCAUUUGAAAACAACAACAUCACCAUGCCGGAUUGGUAUCCUGAUAUGUCAGAUGUUGGGGAUAACUACUUCACGAUCCACAUAACGCCGCAGAAAGAAUGCUCCUAUGUCAGUUUUGAGACCAACAUACGUGUUAAAUGUUAUAAAGAACUGGUCAACAAGGUUCUAAAGGCAUUCAAACCAGGGCGAUUCCUGAUGACCCUUUUUGCUAACGAGGGCGCCCCAUGCGGCCCUUCGUUGAAAACAUUCCAGGAGUUAGGUUUCCAUGGUUACCAGCGCUGGGACCUUCAGCUAUGUCAGAUGAAGUAUUACAACCUGACUUAUGGGCACUAUAGACAAGUUUCCAGCAAGGGAAGCAGUGAAGUAGUCCACAAUGGACACCAUUAGGGAGAGUGAUCACCAAUUCAGUACAUGAUCACAGAAGACACCUUUUCACAUCUAUAUAAACUAUUAUAUUAUUAUAUAAACUAUGAAAAUCCACUGGUUCAUUUACAAGAAAAUUUUUAAAAUAACCACCCACGAUUGAAGUUUAUUAACCCCUUUUUUAUUGUAAGUAUCUCAGUGACUUGCUUGAAUAAGCCAAUGGAAAUUGUAUUUUUGAGUGAGUCGGUAUUGCUUGAAAACUACGCCCUCAUGGUGUUGUGAUAAAAGCACUAGAGGUAUGCAGUAAUAGCUUCAAAAGGUCUCUGUCAUGUUGUCGUCAAACUAAAAUGCCAAUUGUGAGAAAGCAUCCAAUUCCAUCGGCUGAUCCAGGAAAGGAGUAAAGGAACACACGCACACAAGGAAUUGGGAGCUUACGAGAAUGUAUAGGUAUAGCGCUUGAAUGGAAAAUGAUGUUUUGAGAACUUGCCUAUUAUGGGCAAGCAGGGUUCCAGAGUAGUAAUUACUGACAACAGAUGAAUCAAGUUUAAAUCGGCAUCCUUAGCUCUGGCAAAAGGUCACUAGGUCAAUCUAGGAACUUUUUCUAUCUAAAUACACAUAAAUUCAGCCAACUUCUUUGCUUUUUCCAAGAGCUUUCCACUUACAAGAGUGUCGAUUAGAAGUGGCUGAAUUUUAGAGGAGUGCAGUUGCUAAAUGAUAAAUUAAGAUGGCUUCUAGCUUCAGCAUGCCAAGUAUGAUGAUUGUUCCACAUAUAUAUUAUUUAUAGCAUUUCUACAAAAGAAUAUGAAUACAACAAUAAUAAAAAAGUAUACAACAAA
Nematostella vectensis (starlet sea anemone) is the source of this 2160-nucleotide messenger RNA. Its product is annotated as S-adenosylmethionine decarboxylase proenzyme. Gene Ontology annotation, biological process: spermine biosynthetic process; spermidine biosynthetic process. Gene Ontology annotation, molecular function: adenosylmethionine decarboxylase activity. The coding region runs from base 164 to 1348 and encodes 394 amino acids. The transcript has 12 exons. Gene Ontology annotation, cellular component: cytosol. Lineage: Eukaryota; Metazoa; Cnidaria; Anthozoa; Actiniaria; Edwardsiidae. The record is from RefSeq and is a predicted model, not a curated record.